Molecule: messenger RNA, 31755 nt
Organism: Pelobates cultripes (western spadefoot toad)
Lineage: Eukaryota; Metazoa; Chordata; Amphibia; Anura; Pelobatidae
Source: the annotation of a GenBank genome assembly
CUGCGAGGGAGGAGGAGGAAGAGGGAAAACAUGGCGGCCGCGGUGCUGUGACUGACACACAGGGCCAGACCCGGGAACAGAGGGCGGAGACACCGGGAUUCAGCGGAGAGUGGCGGCCGGGAUCACUCAGCUCAGGCCCGGCCUCCUCCUCUCACUUUCCCGCCAGGAGACGCGAGGGGCCCCCCGGGGCCGGCACUGGGAGCAGUCCGGGGAUCCUGGGCCGCGCUUCAACCGGCAACGCGGACUGACAGAGCAGCUACGGGGGUCAGGAAAGGCCGGGGAUCGCGGCCUGGUGACCGAGUUACGGGUGUCGGGAAGCAGCGGGGACCCGGGCCGUGGCGGUGGGGGAGCGGGGUGCGGGGCGGUCGGAAGCUGGGGCCUGCUGGCCUGGUAACGGGUGUCGGGAAACGCAGGCGCUCGGGGCUCAGAAAGAAGCGCGCUCCGGGCCCGCCGUGCCGGGGCACAAGCCUUAGGAGAGACCGGGGCUCGGGGCCUGCACGCCGGCCCAGGGGAGUGAGGAAAGGCCGGGGCUCGGGGCCUGUGCGGGGGAGGGCAGGCCGGGGAGCGCGGGCCGGUAAGCGGGGUGCGGGGGGCAGGGCAGGCUCCGGGCCUGCUGGGAGCUGUGUGCGGGGCGGGAGAGGCCGCGGAUCCGGCACCAUGACCGACACCCGGCGGAGGGUCAAGGUUUACACCCUGAAUGAGGACCGGCAGUGGGAUGAUCGAGGAACCGGCCAUGUGUCCUCCGGCUAUGUGGAGCGGCUGAAGGGCAUGUCCCUGCUAGUCAGGGCGGAGAGUGACGGUAAGUGGGCACUCACUGUACUCUGAGCUUACACUCAGUAUCAAACUCAUCACUAUAGAGGACCAUGCUGUACCCUCACUCCAUGGACUGAGGGGAAGGGACACCAUGCUGUACCCUCACUCCAUGGACUGAGGGGAAGGGGCACCAUGCUGUACCCUCACUCCAUGGACUGAGGGGAAGGGACUCCAUGCUGAACUCUCACUCCAUGGACUGAGGGGAAGGGACACCAUGCUGUACCCUCACUCCAUGGACUGAGGGGAAGGGGCACCAUGCUGUACCCUCACUCCAUGGACUGAGGGGAAGGGGCACCAUGCUGUACCCUCACUCCAUGGACUGAGGGGAAGGGACUCCAUGCUGAACUCUCACUCCAUGGACUGAGGGGAAGGGGCACCAUGCUGUACCCUCACUCCAUGGACUGAGGGGAAGGGGCACCAUGCUGUACCCUCACUCCAUGGACUGAGGGGAAGGGGCACCAUGCUGUACCCUCACUCCAUGGACUGAGGGGAAGGGGCACCAUGCUGUACCCUCACUCCAUGGACUGAGGGGAAGGGGCACCAUGCUGUACCCUCACUCCAUGGACUGAGGGGAAGGGACACCAUGCUGUACCCUCACUCCAUGGACUGAGGGGAAGGGACACCAUGCUGUACCCUCACUCCAUGGACUGAGGGGAAGGGACACCAUGCUGUACCCUCACUCCAUGGACUGAGGGGAAGGGACACCAUGCUGUACCCUCACUCCAUGGACUGAGGGGAAGGGGCACCAUGCUGUACCCUCACUCCAUGGACUGAGGGGAAGGGACACCAUGCUGUACCCUCACUCCAUGGACUGAGGGGAAGGGACACCAUGCUGUACCCUCACUCCAUGGACUGAGGGGAAGGGACACCAUGCUGUACCCUCACUCCAUGGACUGAGGGGAAGGGACACCAUGCUGUACCCUCACUCCAUGGACUGAGGGGAAGGGACACCAUGCUGUACCCUCACUCCAUGGACUGAGGGGAAGGGACACCAUGCUGUACCCUCACUCCAUGGACUGAGGGGAAGGGACACCAUGCUGUACCCUCACUCCAUGGACUGAGGGGAAGGGACACCAUGCUGUACCCUCACUCCAUGGACUGAGGGGAAGGGACACCAUGCUGUACCCUCACUCCAUGGACUGAGGGGAAGGGACACCAUGCUGUACCCUCACUCCAUGGACUGAGGGGAAGGGACACCAUGCUGUACCCUCACUCCAUGGACUGAGGGGAAGGGACACCAUGCUGUACCCUCACUCCAUGGACUGAGGGGAAGGGGUACAAUGCUAUACCAUCACUACUUUCACUAAGUGAAGGGAACACCAUGCCUCAUUACAUACACAUGUACAUAAUGCUAUCUUCUGCUCCAUGCACUGAGUGGAAGUAGUAUCAUGCUAUAUCCCUACUGCAUGAACAGAGUGGAGGAUUCUCCAUUUUGUGCCCUCAUCACAUUCAUUAAGUGUAUACCAUGCUUUACUGCAGAGUUCUAAAUUUGUUGCUACCAAUUGGUUAAUGAAACUUUAGCCCUGGUACUCCAUGCACUGAGCACAGGGGGUCACCAUGUUAUACUCUCAUUUCAUUGAUUCAAUGCAAUACAUUUUCUACAUGCAAUGAGUGCAAAGCACACAAUAAUGCAAUAUUCCUUUGUGCCCUUAGUGGUGGAAAUCUUACAGUAUACAGUCAUGGUCCUUAUUCCAUGCAAUAAAUAAAAGGGACAGUGUUACAUCCUUUAUAUAAGAAAUGUGUACAGUUUGCAUGAAAAACGCACAUUUUUUAUACAACAUAUUUCAGCCAUGCUUCUUCAUUGCUCAUUCCUAACAGAAGAUAACUGUUGGUGUGGAAUGUUUUGCCGUAUGACUUUUUCAUUUUGUGUUUAUUACAGAUGUGCGUUAUAGCCUAAUUUUAAAGGGACACUAUAGGCACCAAAACAACUUUAGUUUAAUGAAGCAGUUUUGGUGUAUAGAUCAUGUCCCUGCAAUCUCACUAUUCAGUUCUCUGCUAUUUAGGAGUUAAAUCACUUUGUUCAUGCAGAUCUAGUCUCACCUCUCUGUAUAUGACUUACAAAACUAUUCUAAACACUUCCUGUAAAAACUUAUGUUCAAUCCCUCCUCAUACUCUCCCCUGGCUAGGGAGUUACCAUAGUAACCAUAGCACAUGUGCUGUGGUUCUUUUGAGUGGAGAGCAGAGUGAUCUUUUCUGCUCCCCAUAACUGAAUUACUAGGCAUUCACUGUAUGCCGAAGACUUGAGUCAGAUUGGAGAAAAACUUGAAUAAAUUUUUCUCCAAAUCUAUACAUUUGCUAUUAAAAUAGCUAACAUAAUGUAUAGAUGGAAUUUCAAUCUCCUUUAACCCCUUAAGGAUCAAACUUCUGGAAUAAAAGGGAAUCAUGACAUGUCACACAUGUCAUGUGUCCUUAAGGGGUUAAAGGACCACUAUAGUGCCAGGAAAACACUCGUUUUCCUGGCACUAUAGUGCCCUGAGGGUGCCCCCACCCUCAGGGUCCCCAUCCCGCCAUGCUCUGGGAAAAGGAAAGGGGUUAAAACUUACCUUUCUCCAGCGCUGGGCGAGGAGCUCUCCUCCUCCGUUCCUACCAUUCGGCUGAAUGCGCAUGCGUGGCAAGAGCUGCGCGCGCAUUCAGCCGGUCACAUAGGAAAGCAUUUACAAUGCUUUCCUAUGGACGCUUGCGUGCUCUCACUGUGAUUUUCACAGUGAGAAUCACGCAAGCGCCUCUAGCAGCUGUCAAUGAGACAGCCACUAGAGGAAUUGGAGGAAGGAUUAACCCAUUUGUAAACAUAGCAGUUUCUUUGAAACUGCUAUGUUUAUAAAAAAAAUGGGUUAAUCGUAGCUGGACCUGGCACCCAGACCACUUCAUUAAGCUGAAGUGGUCUGGGUGCCUAGAGUGGUCCUUUAAUAGAGCUAAAGUUGUUUUGAUGCCUAUAGAUUCCCUUUAAGCACUUGAAUCAUCUAUAUAAAAAAACUAAAAGGUAGCAGUUAUGUUUUGGUGAGAAAGUUCUUGUCUGUAUGAUAUCACGAAAAGAAUAGCAAAAACACACAAAAACAAACUGGGGUGACUGACACUUUUAAGAUAUAUUGCCAAAAUGCAAUUGUCUCACUCUUUCUUAUGUUUCAGCAGCAUAUAUACACCAAAUCAGUUUGUGACUUUUUUGUGUGUGUGUCCCCAAAUUGUAGGUUUUGUUGAUGAAAGGCGCUAGAUAAACUUCUUAUAUAAUUAUAAUGAUAUUAAAUAUUUACUUUGUUAAACAAAAUAUGAAAAUUCUACUCAGAAGCCCCCAGAAAUUAUAGAUUAUAAAGCUGUGUUUGUGGUGCGCGUGACUCCUGGUUUUUGUUAAGCUUCUUAGAAAUUUUGAUUUAAAAACAAAACACUAAACACUCAGAGGACCUUCACUCAAAAACUCCUUGCACAAUAGCAUGUAUAAUAAGCUGUAGCAAUUGUGGUGCUUAGUUAAUUUUGAAAUGGCUACAUAGAUGUAAAGGUGAGGUUCUUUCAUCAGUACUAAUUUUAAUCCCUGAUAGUAAUUGGGUAAGAAUUUAACAUAUUUAAAAUCCUUAUGAACUACUGUAAGAUAUUCUAGGACCAUGUGACCAUAAGGUGAAUCUUGCAUUGUAAACUUACAACUAACAAGAUGCAUUGCCAGUAGUGAUGUCCCGAACGGUUCGCCGCGGACGGCGAACAUAUGACCCUGUACCUCACAGUCAGCAGACACAUUCCAGCCAAUCAGCAGCAGACCCUCCCACCUCCUGGACAGCUCACUAAGAAUGCAGCUUCAAAAUGGAUGCUGUCCAGGAGGUGGGAGGGAGGGUCUGCUGCUGAUUGGCUGGAAUGUGUCUGCUGACUGUGAGGUACAGGGUCAUAUGUUCGCCGUCCGCGGUCAUCACUAAUUGCCAGCCAUAAGACAAUGUUUUAAAUAGCUGUUAUACAUAAAACAAUUUUCAUGACAGGAGUGCAUCAUUUCUUAAAAAGGAACUCUCCAAUCACCUUAAUCAUUACAGGCUGCUGUAGAAGUCGUCAAACCAUAACUCCCUCAGCACAGUUUGUCCUUUCAUUGUAAGAAGUUAAAUUGUUUUAGAAUGGUUCGAGUUCGUACCUGGCGUUGCUGGGCUCCGUUCCCUACCUCCAUUACUUCCUAUGGAGAGCUGGAAUGUUUUUUAUGAGCUACGCCUGGUGGUGCAGUGCUUAGCUUAUUGUCUGAGAGUGACUUGCUGACUCUCAGCCAAUGAGCUAGCCCUGAAAUGCAAGGCUUAGCUCUGGAGAGCUAAUAGAAGCUCCUGCUUAUGUCUUUGUAGCACUCCAUGGGAAGUAGAAGAGGUAGGGAUAACCACUCUGUGUACCAUAGGUAAGAAGCCAAACUGUUGUAAACUGGUUUUACUUCUUACAGUGCUGUAGUGGUUAUAGUACUUGGGUUUUUCCUUUAAACCGUUACGUUUAAUCAGGGCUUGCCAAAUUUUCUUGUAAUCUAGCAGCCAGCUAAAAAAGUUGGAGCCAAAAUAAACUAACAACGCUUUAUUUUCAAUGACAAAAAUAUAAUUCUUAAAGGUACAAGAUAGUUACCAGUCCAGAACCACUACAGCUUAAUGUAUUGGUUCUGGUAUCUAUUACCUGUCCCUGGAGUUUUCAAUGUAAACAAUGCCUUUUCAGAGAAAGGCAGUGCUUACAUUGCUGCCUAGUAACAUCUAGUGAAAAUUACUCAGAUGGCCAGUAGACGUGCUUCCUUCCACAGUGUACAGCAUCUUGGCUCAGUGUCUUCAUGCUCUGCAUGAAGGUGCUGAAUGUUCUCCAUAGAUUCAAUACAUGUAGGUGAGGAGAUGCUAAUUGGUGCAGCACAGUGUUUUACUAAGCAUGUGCAAUAGCCUCCCAAUUCCUUCCCAUGAGAAAGCACUGGAUUGGCUGAGAUCAUCAAGAUUGAUUACCAGACGGCAACUAGAGGUGCUUCCUGCUGUUUAGCUCCUUUGUUUGAGUACGUCCAGCGUCUUGCAAAACCCCAUCCUAUGGGGAAGGCGUAGGGGGCAGAGGAACACUUUUGUGUUUCAAGUACAGUUUUGUAUUCCUAACACUAUAGUGUUACCUUAAAAAAAAAAUUAUGCCUCCAGGACUUUAUCACUGUAUUGAUGGCUCUGUUUGUAGCAAACAUUUAGCAAAAAAUGCACAGUGAGACCAAUAAGGAUGGGGAAUUUUAUGCCUGAAGAGGUGAUUCAAUAUGUCUACUUGCAAACACAUAAUAUUCCGGUAUAUAAUUUGUAGUAUGUGGGGUUUGUUGCAAAAAGUGUCAAAUACAUUUUUUUUCUUUUUUUCUUUUGGAUCAACAGCAAAAACAUGUGAGACUGAAGAUGCAAGUCUCUUUUUCAGCCUAUGUAACUAUAUAAUGUAAACCAGAGGAGUGGAGGGCCCUGUCCAAAGGAACUUUUUAAAAAUAAACAUCUUCAACCUAGCUCAUAUUUAAAGGACCAGUAGAGUGCCAGGAAAACGUGUUAGGGUCUUUAGGUCCCCCACUCCCGCUGGGCUGAAGGAGGCUGAAGGGGUUAAAACACUUACCUUUCUCCAGCGCCGGGCUCCCUCUGCGCUGAUGAACUCUCCUCCUUCUGCCGACAUCAGCUUUCUCAAUGCUUUCCUAUGGACGUCCAGCGUCUUCUCACUGUGAUUUUCACAGUGAGAAUCGCGGAAGCACCUCUAGCGGCUGUCAGUGAGACAGCCACUAGAGGCUGGAUUAACCCUCAGUGAAACAUAGCAGUUUAUCUGAAACUGCUAUGUUUACAGCUGCAGGGUUAACACUAGAGGGAUCUGGCACCCAGACCACUUCAUUGAGCUAUCCGCACACAUUCUCUUUUGACCUAAAGUGCAAUAAGUUCAAUUUGCAUUUAAAAAUUAACUUGUAUGGGCCAUGUUCUAAAUUCCUUGCUCAUGUUAAUACACAUGGUAUGCAUUACAUCAGUGUAUUUCUUAUCUAUACCUUAUUUUUUAAGAGUAUUUUCACUUCUAGCUAAAACCAGCUGGCAACAUUGUGAGGCAAAGUAACUCUUGAUUGCCUAACUUACUAGAGGACUGUUUGCAGUGGCUAAGGAGAAUAUGAUAUAAAUAUUAGAGUUAAAUUCGAAUGUAGAAUGUAGGGGUCACUAGUCAAAUAGGGGCAAUAAAUCAAGCUAUAAUUGAAUGUUUAAAGCCCCAUAAGUCUAAGCAGUACCUUGUCUACUUAUAGAACCAUUUUCCAUUCUGCCAAUUAUUAGAGCUAUUUGUAAUAUUUCUGAUAAUCCGUAUCUGCCUUGUAAAUUACAGAGAAUACCGAUAACGUACUCACAUCUCCCAGUCACAGCACGCCUCCGUAAACUCCGGCCACAGUCUAAUAAGGGGCACCGCAUGGGUACCUCGUGUACUCAUCCCAGUGAGUCCCCACAUGUAAUACAUUGAAUAAAUUACUGUAAUGUACAAGGCUGGUUGACUGAGAGUGAUUUGCUGACAGCAAUAAUACUCCCAUUAGUAACAGCACUGUGCAUGUGCAUGUCGUCUGGGAUUACUGACAUCGAUCACACUUCUAUCAGCAAAAACACUGUACUUGCUGAGAUCUCUGUGCUCACAGCAUGUACUGACUGCCCGAGAGUGGUAGGUGAAUAAUUGUUGCAUGUUCAUUUAAUGGCAGCUGUGUAGAAAUUGUGUUGUGUUUUUUUUUUGAAAACUUUAAAUGUACUGUCACCGGUUAUCGCCCAAAAAGGCCAUCAAUAAUCUGUAUUCGCAUCAGCUCUGCAAAAAUGAAAUCAGUUGAUCCUUGUGUGUACAUUUGCUUUCUUGCCUGAAUAAUUUAAACCGUUCAUGAGCAGUCUAACCGUUAAGUUUGCCACCAGUGCUGGAUCUCCAGUUCCCAAUGCGGAAUACAGAUUCUGAAAUUGACUUUCAGGACGCGGGGUGUGGGGUGCUGCUGAUUGGCUAGUGCGGCCAGCUGAUGCUUUAAGCCAAUCAGUCGAUUUCCCAUUCAUAAAAUAAAAAUUGUAACCGUUAUAUUCACAUUGUUUGUAAACAAGCAUCCCUUAUUUUUGUUGUUCUAAAUUGAAGUAACUCCAAGUUAACUGAAGCGUGUGCCUACCGGAUUUAAAUACACAUGCCAAAAUCUCAUUCAAACCUGCAUAAUUUCAGUAUCAAGGCAAGGCAUGAACUAGUGUACGAUGCCUUUUAUAUCAAAAUGGCUUUUUGUAGAUACAAAGUAUAUUCUUUACUGUAAAAUCAGUAAGAAAAAAUUUAGCAAAACUUACCUUGUUUUACUUUGAAUAUAUUGCAAAUGUAUAUGCUUAAAUUGUUAGUGCAAUUUAACAAUCAUUGGACACACUGCACCUUUACGUUUAUGUAAUUAUACCCUGUUUUCUUUUGACAAAGCUUGCUUUAGCAGGUCUGUAAAUACCUCUUGUUCAUGUAUGUCAAACUUGUUUUGUUGUAAUUGCUCAUAGUUUGGAAGGGAAAUGUAGAUCUAUUUUACACAAAUGUCUCUGUCUUUGACUCUAUCAUCUUUUUAGUCCUGGACUUAUAGCUCCUGACUAAUGAAGCUGCUGGGAGCAUGUCACUAUUGCAUUCUUGCGCAUGCCUAGUAAACCAGCAGUAUAUUCUGUAUAUUCUUACAUGUACACAAUGUGAUGCCGUAUGCAUCUCAUGCUCAUUGCUUGAGAAAAUGUAUUUUCUUGUUAACCGACUGCUGAUAGGAAAUGUCAAGAAGUGGCAGUGAAAACUGUGCUCAUUGCUACUUUUUGCCAAAAAUUGUCUUGUCCACAAAACAAAGUCUCUCCUCAGUCAUAUGAGAUAUAAUAAAUGGAAUCUAAUAAAUCCAAUGCUUCUUAAUGAGCUUUAAACAGUUUAUUGAGGAGAGGGGGAGACAGGCGUGCGCUAAUAGUGUGCCUCCUGCUUCAUUUAGCUCUUUGGGGUUCAUGAAAGCGGAAGAAAACCUCCCUGGCUCUCUUAAUGGUGGUAAAAACACCUACCUGGCUGUCUAUUUAAAUUUAAAAAAAGUGCCAAUUUUAAUUGUCAUAUUUGGCAAGGCAACCUUUUAAAAGGGCUCUUGAAGCCCAAUAACCACUUUGGCUACAUUUAUUUGUUACGACAGAAAAACUGAGAUGUGCCCAUAAUCUCGAAUUGUUUUGACAGAAAUGUAUUGUCAAAUAGGAAUUAUUUCUCUCAUGCACUUGUAAGUCUUAUAAUUGACAUUGCCUUUCUGUCAAUCAAUCAUAAAUAUACUUCACAUAACAAGUUGUAGAUUUGUAAUCUUUUAUUUUCUGCUAGAGUAGUGUGAACUUUGCUCUGUACAUUUCCAUGAAGUUUUGAGGUGUGUUGCAAGCAUGUAUGAUUUGCAACCUUUUUAGCCUUAUCAGUACUUUACUAUUGCUGCACUCAGAAAUAAAAGCAUAGCCUUUUCAAAUGCAAAUGUGCUUUGUGAUUAAACCUAUUGUAUACCUAAAUGAGCGAGCAAAUGUAUUCCUAACACUAUAGCGCAGGGCUUGACAAAUUUGCUUUGACUCUAGGAGCCAGCUAAAAAUGUUGGGAGACAGGUUUUUUUUUUUGUAUUUUUUAUUUAUUUAUUUUUUUAAAUUUGUAUUUUAUUUGGUUUUGUACACAAAGUAUACACUUUUCCAUUAUAUGUGUUAUUAUAUUAUUAUAUGGGUUAGAACAGGUUCAAAUAACAUUUCGUUGGGCUACAUGCAUAAUAACAAGCACAAUGUCAGAGAUCCUUUACUGUGGCCUAGCAAAGAAACAAUUUGUACAUUUCUAUCUUUCUGCGGAGGUCCCCCUUUAAAGAGGUUGCUUAAUUUCGAGGCUGCUAGUUUUUAACAAUCUUCCAGCUUAUCCUAUAUGCGUGGGGUCAGGUAUUUAGGGUAAUAGCAUGGAGUGCUGGGUUAGGAGUAUCAGAAAUGGUAAGUAUCUUUCCCGGACCAUAUAAGCUUAUCUAUAUACAUGCAAAACAUUAUUAUAGCGGUUAAAUAUUGCGUUUCUCAUUCUGCUUUCUAUGUCCAUUGGCUGAUAUGCCUAGUUUUUUGAGGAAUGUCUCUGGAUCGUCUCCCGAGGUUAGGGUGAGUACGUCGGUGCCCUUUUGUACUGUUAGCGAUCCCUCUGUGCCCCAUCGGUACCGGACCGAUUGUUCUCUGUCUCUUAGUGACCGGUGCUAGUAGUCUCCUUGCGACAAGCACAGCAAACGGGAGGUCACUGUAUAUGGCUACCUCGCAUCCUUCAAAUUUUACCGACCCCAAUGGUCUGGAUCUGGCCAUGAUGGUAUCUCUCGCAGCUACGUUCCUGGUGGUAGCUAUUGUGUCUCUGGGUGCACACUCGGGUGCCGCUGGUGAUUUGCGCACCCUGAAGGCGGACAGAAUCAGUGGGGUGUCUGAAUUGCACCUGAGGCUCAUGGGGGAGGUGAGUCUUCGGACAAAGGGCAGUAAGUCUUCACCGCUCACCGUUUCAGGGAUACCUCUGAGGCGUAUGUUGCGGCGGCGGUGUCUGGUUUCCAGUGUCACCACCGCUCCUUGUAGGCGUCGGACCUUCUCCUUAAGAUCAUCCAGUUGCGGUUUGGUGUCUUGGAGUUGGUGGUCUCUGGAGCUUUCUCUGUUCUCCACCUCCUGGACUCUCUGUUGUAAGACUCCCAUUUCAGCACGUGUCUCCUGUAAGUCUGCCUUCCAGACCUGCCUUAGGUCGAUCAGCAGCUUUCUGAUGUCCCCCUUUGUUGAUGGGGAGUCAUCCUCCUCCGAGUCAGACCUAGGAGUGGGGCCCGGGAGGGAGGCUUGGGAGUCCCUCUCUUCCUGGGAGUCGUCAGAGGUCUCUAUCUCACUCUGCGGUUCCGGCGCCAUCUUGGCGGGCCGCGCUUGUGUAGGCCUCUGGAAUGCCAGCCUAAUGUCGGGUGCCGCGGGUCGCUCCGUGUAGGUUUGCUUUUUAUGUUUGCGCCCCAUGUUGUCGGCUGUCGGGUGGCAGGUAAGCUGUGCGUUUUUGGAGCUGAUUUCUCCUCUUUAAGGCUCUUAGUCUGUGGGGCCGAUGCAGAGCUCCACGGACAUGCGACUAUCCAGCUCCGUAGUCGGCCGUAUUUUUUUAUUUUUUAACAAAGCUUAAUUUUUUUCCCCAACGACAAAAAUACAAUUCUUAAAGGGACACUAUAGUCACUAGAACCACUACAGCUUAAUGUAGUGGUUAUGGUCUAUAUAGCCUGUCUCUGCAGGCUUUUCAAUGUAAUGGCAUUUUCAGAGCGGCAGUCACUCACGGGGGCUUCCUGGGUCAUUGCUGAACAGUGUGCAACACCUACAUUCAACGUCUCCACGCUUUGCAUGGAGGCGCUGAACAUUCCCCUAAGAGGUGCAUUGAUUCGAUGCUGACUGACAGAGCAGUUUGCCUAUGGGAAAGCAUUGGAUUGGCUGAGUUGUAUCUCAGCCGUGGAGGAGGAGGCAAGCCGUAACAAGAUCUGCACAGCAUGAGUAAAAACACCAUUCCCAUGUGAUCAUAGGGGGGCAGGUCACAUAAACUUACACGCUCACUGACAGACCCAAACACACGCUGACAAAUACAUUGACCGAUACACCCAUAUUGAAAGACACACAACACUGGACACACCUGGACUCUAGUUGGGUCUCCGGUCAGCUUCAAUCUAUUCUUGUUGUGCUCCCUCGCACGCUGUUUAUUGAAUAAUGAAGCCAUAUUUUGGAUCCCAGCCUCACAGCAGGGUGCGUGAGGGAGCAGAUAAAGGACACUACAGCUGCAUCACUACCUGGCUCCAUUACUUCCAACCUUCCGUCCACGCGCCCCCACUCUUCCGCAGCUGCCCGCCUUCAUUCACCCGCCACCCCUCUCGAAGGGAAUGAGCUGACAAAUCAAAAUGGAAUUUGUUGAGCCCUGCAAUAGUGUUCUCUUGACUGGACUAUUUUUUUUUUUCCAUCUCCAAGACUUGCUCAAUGCAGCCGCCUGAUCAUCCAUCUGUGACUGCACCCAAUCUGAAAAUCACUGAAAUGAAAAUUAUGUUGCAGGUCUGUUUUAUGCUACAAAGCAAAAAGAUACUGUAGCAAAAGUUACACACAACUUAAUUUUACCAAUAAUUGGUAAUGGCCUUCUGCAUCUCUAGCCACCAGCCAAGAAAGCGCCACGUCGUGACCUCACGUCACCCCUUUUUUUGAGCCCCUGUAUGCAGAGCUCAGCUGAAGGCAGGGAGAGAUGGUGUAAUGUACUGGGCUGGCUAGCAGAGUGAUACAAGUAACGGCAACAGCACUAUUCAUGUUGGGAUCUCCCUGAACCCAGCAUGUGCUGGCUGCCUCUACCUAAUGCUGUCCGCAUGUUAAGUUAAUGCCAGAUACAUGUAGAAAUUCUUACUUUUUGAAACUUUAAAUGUACCGAAUAUUGGCACCAGUUAUCGACAAUUGGCCUGAAAGCAGAUAAUCUGCAUUGGCUCUGGAAAAAUUCCACAUCUUCAUUGUUAUUGCUAUAAAGAACCCUUUCCUCUACUAUAAGCCUCAAUGGGUGACCUCUUGUCUGUUGUAUAUUCCUGCUAAUAAACAGGUUAGCGCAUAGCAGGAAAACUAAUUUUUUCUAGCCAUUCUUUAGAACUGUUUUCCAUUUUACAUAUUAAUUGUGUAGCUCACCUCUACACAUUUUCUAGUUCUGCAGUAUCCUUCUUUAAAACUUAUUUAGUGUUGCUUUAAAAUUCUCCUCAUUGAAGUGGUUAUAUUACCUGGCGUUCUCUGGUGCUGUCCUUCCAUUCAUUGUUAAAUUGUUGAGCUGUAGUGGGAUGUGAUGAUUGUCUCAGAAUGUCAGCUGACCACUCUCAGCAUAUCAUAGCUGCCCAUUGUUUUUUUUUUUUUUUUUUUUUUUUUUUUUUUUUUUUUUUUUUUUUUGUCUUGGUAUGGCUAAGGCAGAUAGUAAUCCCUGCCUUAUCCAUACCUUGAGUAGGGACCAGGCUGUGGGUGGCUAAGGACCCUCAUUCAGUGUUAAACUGUUCAUAAAUUAUGUUACAUUUAAUAUCUAAUAUUUUUGAGAAACUGUGCAGUCUGUUAGUACUCAUGUUAAUGACAUGAUCUUUCAUGUUAUGUAAUGGUAACACAUCUCUCGUCUAUGUGUGCACUUUGACCCGAGUAUGAAUUCUAGUUAAUCCGAAAAAGCCUGUGUGUGUGCAUGAAAGUGAAUGAGUGCGUAUUAUCUCCAGUGAUUAAGUCCUGUUAUGGCCAUAAAACUGCUACUUUCUUUUUAUAUGAUUAUAUUUUUUGUGUUUUAUUUCUUUCUAGGCUCUCUCUUACUGGAGUCCAAAAUUAACCCCAACACAGCUUAUCAGAAGCAGCAGGUAAAUCUUUCAUGUGUAUAAUUAUAUUUUAUAACAUUGGAUCAAAUAUGAAAGGAAUAGGUCUCUUUAGUGAGAAAAUCACUCUUUAUAAAAUGGUAAUAUUUUAAGACUACCUAAAAUGUAAAGUAAAUCUAUAACAUAUAUUUCAGUUUAUGGUAAACUCUGGUCUUAAGAAAUAUAUUAAAGGACCACUGGAACAAAGUUUAGGUGUGAUGUGGUCCCGGGCACUGGCUUACCUGAAGGUGAUAAAUCAUUAAUGAAUUAACAGUUUAACUCUAAAGUUGUCAAGCCCAAUCUCUCUGCCCUAGAACUUCUGCUCAAUGUAUUAGGAUUCAGUCCGGAAGCCUCGGGCGAGGUGUGGCUGCUAUGUACCUUUUUACACUCUUUUCUCAGUUGGAAGCCACUCUCACUGGAGACCGGUGCCUUGGACAUUUAGCAUAAGUUCAGGCACAGAGUUAUUGGGAGCUGACUUGAAGACUUUAGUGUUAAACUGUUAAUGGUUUAACCUCUUUAGGUAGCCGGUGCCCUGCACCCUCUUGCACCAUAGCUUCAUUAUGAUGAACUUAUUUAUGAAAGGGACAUUCUAGGUUUGAUAUCCAUUGCAUUGCACUGUAGUCACCAGUGAUUUGUCAAGCCAUUGAUUUAACCAUUUGAAUCUUACCAUGCUGUGUUGGGUGCCCAUGUGCCUUCUAAUGUAAGUUGAUCUGAAAAUUCAUAGAUUUAUGAACUUCUAUUUUAUCAGACCAACCUAUACCAGGUUUAAACUAUUGUCAUUGAAUGAAAUUGUCUGCUGAAGGCUUGAUGCUUUUCUGGGUCCUAUUAAAAUGUUUUACAGAGCCUUACUUCUUACUUACUUAUUUUCAGUGCGGUUUCAGAUAGGCUUCAAGUGGUUUUAAAUAGGAAAUACAUAGCAUCUCCAGGUAUUCUUAUUAGGGGACUUUGCAAAAAGUGAGCUCACCUCUCUUUUUGGCUGAGGUAUGGUCAUAAUGCUUCCUCAUGCAAUAAGAAUCAUCCCCAUCACAUUACAAAGUUGAGUUGCAGUUUUAUAAUGCCAAAAACAGAGCGCGCUAUCAACUGCAAAAAGUACAGUAUUUCCAAGUAUACAAUCUGGAAUAAAUAAUAAUGGUGCAGACUACCUGGUAACACCAAAAUAGAGAUACAGGGCUGUGUCUGGGAGAACUCACAUGUGCCAGAGCCCCAUCACCUCUGGCUCUGGGUUUGAGUAGCCUAACUCGAGAGGGAUUUUUCCCAUAGCUUAUAUCAGAAAAGAUGUCUCCAUUCCAUCAAAUGUGUAUCUGGUGCUUAUGUGCAGUAUAGGAGGGAUAGAGAGGCAGUAUUGUUCACAACCACUAAGAGCCUGUACGGCUUGUGAAAUCCUUUACCCCUUUCACUCUGAAGGGGGAAUCUUUGUAUUUUUUCACAAUUUAAUAGAUAUAUACCCCAAUGAAAACAAACAUUUAAUUAUAAAUGUUUUCAUUGUGUGUGUGUGUGUAUGUAUGUGUGUGUGUGUGUGUGUGUAUAUAUACUAGCCCUACAGUAUCUCACAAAAGUGAGUACACCCCUCACAUUUUUGUAAAUAUUUUAUUAUCUUUUCAUGUGACAACACUGAAGAAAUGACACUACAAUGUAAAGUAGUAGGUGUACAGCCUGUGUAACAGUGUAUAUUUGCUGUCCCCUCUAAAUAACUCAACACAGCCAUUAAAGUCUAAACCGUUGGCAAAAAAAAAGAGCAUACCCCUAAGGGGAAAUGACUUUCUGUGGUUGUGCAAUCACAGACUUCCCAAUGCAGCUCAGUUAGAAGUCUUUGCAAGUCAGGUGCUCUUGGAUUUAGCUCCACUGAGCUAAACAACCAGGCAGUAGCACAACCAGUUGUCUGUUUGACAGCUACGGGGUGUAACCAGGUUAAUUUAUAAAAGUGCCAAUUUCUUUUGAAAUUUGCAGCGUUUGUAAAAUGGGGAAAAAAGAGGACAAUCUCUAGACAUAAAGCAUUUCCCAAGAGAAAAUAUUUAGCAAUGCCCACUAUUUAGUGGUAGAUGCAAUGUUUGUCGAUUCUGCUGUGCUGGUUAAUACUCUCUACUGUCUAAAUUUUUAGCUGGAAUUAAACAAUAUCUUUCAUUGAAGGACACUUUGAUCGUGUGGUCGGAGGCAGAAAACUAUGACCUGGCACUUAGUUUUCAAGAAAAGGCUGGCUGUGAUGAGAUUUGGGAGAAAAUAUGCCAGGUACUUUACUUAAGGAAAAUAUUUUUUUACUAUAAAAAAACACUUCAAUCAUUUUUAUGUAAGCUAUUUACAACAACAGUAAAACUUUUUCGUUCUAAAGUUAUGAUAAAGCAAUGAUGAGAUACAUCUUUCUAGAUUAGAAUGUCUAACUGGAAGCCAAGUUUGUAUAACUGUUGUGCCUUGGUGAUUUUAGGAGAUAGUUAAAGUCUACUUCAUGAUUUUCUAUUGUUAAGGUUCAAGGGAAGGACCCCUCUGUGGACAUUACUCAGGACUUGGUAGAUGAGUCUGAAGAGGAACGAUUUGAUGACAUGUCCUCACCUGGCUUGGAGUUACCACCCUCUGAGCUGAGUCGCCUCGAAGAGAUAGCUGAGGUUGUGGCUUCUUCGUUACCUUCUCCAAUGCGCCGCGAGAAGCUUGCACUAGCCCUAGAAAAUGAGGGCUACAUCAAAAAGCUCCUGGAACUCUUCCAUGUUUGUGAAGAUUUGGAGAACACUGAAGGAUUGCACCACUUGUACGAAAUUAUAAAGGGUAUCUUCCUCUUAAACCGAACUGCACUGUUUGAGGUCAUGUUUUCUGAAGACUGCAUAAUGGACAUCAUUGGAUGCCUAGAAUAUGACCCAUCUUUGCCCAUGCAGAGAAAACACAGGGAAUUUCUAACAAAAACCGCAAAGUUUAAAGAGGUGAUUCCCAUAUCGGACCCGGAACUUAAGCAGAAAAUCCAUCAGACAUAUAGAGUUCAAUAUAUACAAGAUGUUGUCUUGCCCACCCCCUCUGUCUUUGAAGAAAACAUGUUGUCAACGCUUCACUCCUUCAUAUUUUUUAACAAAGUGGAGAUAGUUGGCAUGUUACAGGUAUGUGGUCAAUUAUGUAAUCCUUUCAAAUGGUGGUUUUCCUCUGAGCUUUAGAAGGACCCAAAUUCCAUUUGCUUGCUCCUGCUGGCUACUGUGUAUGUAAUCCUACUGGUUUGCGUAUUUGCAGGGCAAUUUCCACAGUGUUCUCCAAUUACCUGUUAAUUAUAUAUUUACUUGACUCCAUGGUUACAAAAGGGUUGCAAUGUCUUCUCAACCCCACUGCCUAUUUAAAAGUUUAACUUAAAAUUUGAUGUCCUCAACAAUUUAAUCACAUUUUCAUAGUGGUUUACUAUUUAAAGGGACACUAUGGGUGCCUAGACCACUUCAUGUUGUUGAAGUGAUCUAGGUGCAGUGUCCCUGUCCCCUUAACCGAGAGAAUUUGCAAUGUUUGCAUUACGGGGUUAAGACUUCCACUAGAGGCACUUACUGCUGUUUCAGAACCACGCAGGACAUCAUCACGCUUUGCAUGAGGACGUCCAUCAUCUUGCAAAAUUUCAUAGGAAAGCACUGGUUCACUACUUUCCCAUGGGAAAAGCCUUAUGCGCAUUAAUUUCUCCCUUGUGAUGUCACGGAAAAGCAGGAUCUGGAAUUGGAUAACUGUUUUACCCGUUUGUUGCUGGAAUUGGGUCAGAGCGGCACUAUGUUGUUAGAAAUACAGCUUGUUUUUGUAACACUAUAUUGUUCCUUUAAAUGAACCCAUGACCUAAUUUCCCAUAGCAGACAUGCUGUAUAAAAAUCUUUAAGACUGUUCUACAGCCAUUGCCUCUUUUUAGGAAUGCAUUAUAAAUAUGGCAACCGCAUCUAACUGCAGGGUAUGUCUGCAAGUUUUAUAGAAUAAAAUCAGUUAAUCUAUAGCUCAGUUUGGGAUGAUUGGAGAACAUCAUGGAACUUGUGCCACCACAGCUCAUUGAAUAUGCUCAUGCUCAUUACAUUAGCUCAAGAAGUGACAUUUGUUAAAUUUAAACUUGCAACUGGUAUGCGUUUACACCCAUCUAUUGCCAUGUAUAGUGUAAAAUGCUUAAGAUUUACUACUCUCAGAGCGUCUCAUUUCAUAUGGUAUAGGUUAAAAAAUAUACAAACGCUUCAUAUUGACACAACCACCUAAACCAUACUGAUCAAUAUUUUGCAAGUGACGUUCCUCCUUCAUUUACUGCACUCCAGGGGGUGGCUGCUUAAUAAACUGUGACAGACUCCAGACACACACAACAUUUCAACAAGUGGAAGUACUUUAUUUGUGUGGAGUGUUCCUUUAAGACAGUAGCUGUUACCUGGCUCGUAUUUUGCUUUGCUUUGUCCUACCCCCCCCUCCCCCCCCCUUUUUUAAAGAAUUUUUUUUUUGGGUUUUCUAAUUUUUUCUGACAAAUGUGGUGGAAUAUUGCAGGCUGUUUAAAAAAAAAUAAAAAAAAAUCAUAAUAAUAAAUAUUACCUUAGCAAUUUUUUUUUUUAACAGGCAAUAUUGGGGGGGCAAGGGGGGGUUGAAUCUGUAUUUGAGGAGGAUUUAUCAAAGUGUUUUGUUCUAAAAAAUGGUGUAAACAAUGUAAAAGAUGUCGUUUUUGCAAAUGGAGUGUGCCUGCUUGUUCCAUUAUUUCCAUGGUGAUUGCCUAAUUUUUAGUACUUAAAGGGACACUCCAGGCACCCAGACCACUUCUGCCCAUUGGAGUGGUCUGGGUGCCAAUUCCCACUACCCUUAACCCUGCAAGUGUAAUUAUUGCAGUUUUCAUAAACUGCAAUAAUUACCUUGCAGGGCUAACUCCUCCUCUAGUGGCUGUCUACUAGACAGCCACUAGAGGGCACUUCCUCAAUGCUUUUCAAUGCUUUCCUAUGGAGAGGUCUAAUGCACCUGCGCGGCAUUGCUGCGCAUGCGUAUUAGGUCUCCACCGCCGGCGGGCGCGAUCAGUCGCCCCCGCCGGCUGACGUGAUGAAGGGGAGGAGCAUGAGCGGAGGAAGAAGCAGCGACGUGGGACAUGUCGGUGCCUCUGGUAAGUCACUGAAGGGGUUUUCACCCCUUCAGCAACCAGGAAUGUGAGGUGGGAGGGAGAGGGGACCUCCAGUGCCAGGAAAAGAUUGUUUUCCUGGCACUGGAGAGUUCCUUUAAGACCACCUUUUAGAACCGAUAAAUCUCCCACAAUGUCUCUUAAAUAUCAGCUUGCUCAUUUUAGUUGAUUGAGUUUCGACCCAGUGUUUGAAGCCCACUGGAGCAUGCCAGUAGUAAUAGUGAGUCGAGUAGAUGAUGUAAAGAUAAUUUCUCAUGACACAUCUUCUGUUUGAUAAAUAUCAACAUGCUUGGAAAGUGCUUUGCAACAGUUCUGUACUGUUAAUACUAUGAUGCUGGGUUCUGUUUUAUUUAUUUUUAUUUAUUUAUUUUUUUUAAAUUCUUUAUUUUUUUGUGCAAUAGGGUGUACAAACAGGCCUGAGGUGCCACGAUAGCAGGACAGGCUUAUCAACAUUUACAUUAUCGUGACAAGAUUGAGUUGCACAUUUUAGUUUUUUGGAAUGAACAUUUACACAACACAAACAUUUGUGUUGUGUAAAUCAGCUGCUGUGGUAACGAUGUAUAUGUUGGUCAAAAAGCUUAAGCUGGGCUGAGGAGCCUGGGGCUAGUAUUUUACGACUGCUUAGCAGCAUGAGUGACUUAUAUAACAUUAGUUGUCAAAAAGGGUUCUAUAAGGUUGUGCAUGAUAAAAUGGCUUGGGCACUAGCGUCCACUGAGUGGAAUGGACUGUCAGGGCAAUGGGAGCGUUUGGUCCUGCGUCUCCUAUGCCGGCUGGGUGGCGGCCUCAGUAUGGGCAUCGUUAUGCUCCUUAAGUCAUAUGUCUCUAACUCUUGUGGUUGGUUUUUAGGAGUGUGGGCUACGGGAUGUAUGUGCGGAGGUCUAUGUCAGGGGAUAAGGGAUAGCAUAGCGUGGAGGCUGGAGACUGCGUGGGUUUCGGAACGCUUGUAUCGGGGUUGGUGCGUCAUCGACACCUGGGUAGUAUUCUGGGUCUUAUGAAUUUUACGCCUCUGGGUGCAAAUUAAGUGGUUUUGGGAUUGUCCGAGGGUGAAUGGAGGGGGGGGGAGAGAUUUUGGGCUCUCGGUUGUCGGGCCAUAGUGACCAUCGUCAGUGGCUAUUGGGGUGUGUUAGCAUCGGAAUCAUUGUGAACACAAACAUAUACAUAAACAGGCAUUAACUAAUAAGGCAAGCAAUUGUAAUAUAAACAGUCUACUCAGGUUGUGGCUGUGGCACGUCUGUCUGCAGAAAUAAAGGGGGUGACCCUUGCCGGGUCCCAUGCAUGCAACGGUUUUGUGGCACCUCUCUUGCUAGGCCUGGUAAGUGAGUCCUGCGGGAGGCCUAGGGUUGCCAGCAGGGCAGCCGCCUCAUCCAGAUCUCUGACUUUGUGGGUGACGUUGCCAUUUUUGAUCUGUAGUUUCCGAGGGGUGCGCCAUCUGUAGGGUAUGUCACCAUUUCCAAGUGCUGCUGUGAAGGGUUGCAGGGAGUGUCUCCAUAUGAGUGUGUCCUCUGAGAGGUCAGUGCAAAAUAUCAGUGACAUAUUUUCAAACCGAUAAGGCGAUAGUCCUUUCAGUGCCGCCAUUACUGCUGCCUUAUCCCUGUUGCAGGUAAGUCGUACCACUAUGUCUCCAGUGGCGGGUGCAGGUGCUUUCUGUGGAUUCGGAAAGCCCCAUCGAUGUGGAUGUUCUUGGCCUGUUUGGGGGUCAGCAAGGCACAGAGCAGUCUCCGUAUCGUGUGAGGGAGUUCCUCUGCAGGUAUUUCGUCUGGAACACCUCGUACCUUGAUGUUUCGGCGCCAUGCAUCUUCCAUGAGGGCAAACAUUUGUUCAAAGGUUAUCUGCUGACUUUGAAGGCGCCGCAUUUCGUCCUCCAAUGAGGCGAUCUGUGUGGAUUGUUGCGUGGCCGUUGUUUCCACAGUCUCGAUGUGACCCGCAAUGCCCAAGAGUUCAGAGCGCAUGUCUGCCUGCAGAUUUUUCUGGAGGCCUGCCAGCAGUUCCUUCAGGGUGGCCGUGGUCACAGGCUGGGUGUCGGCACUCUGAGGUAUUGCCUGGGCACGGUGGGGAUGUGGUAUGGGAGGUGACUCCCUGUCCAGAAGCGAUUCACCCGAGGAGUCAGAGUAGUCGGCGGCCAUCUUGGGUCCGCUCACGCCAUGCGCUUGUCGCAGGAGUUCCCCAAUGUUCACGCCCGUCUUUGGCUUGUCUGGCUCUAGCUUCUUGCUUUUGCAGCCCAUUGGUGGGUGUGCCACUGUUUUUGGGUCGCUGUGGGUGGUUUAUUGUUAGGGAUUUCUCAGUGUAACACGGAGCCCAUGUAUUGUGCGUCUGGCGUGCUUCUCUGUUUUAUUUUUUUAAGUUUGUUUUUAGUUGUGUUUUGCUAAAAGUGUUAUGUAUGUAAAUAAUUCAAUGGUACUUUUUAUUGUGUUUUAUUGUACUCCUUAAUGUAUCAUCUUUUCAUGUCCAGUGGUAUCUUACUAUAUGGAUGUGGAUAACAUGAAAAAACAAACAAAAAACAAUUGGUUAAUUGAAGCAACAUUGUGAUUGGUGCUUUGCGACUUCCUGGAUGUCUUUCAAAGACUCUAAAACAGGAGAUAUAGACAUGGGCGUCCGCAGGAAUUUUUCCAGGGAGGGGCAUAAUUGUAAUGACAUCCAUGCUUGGCCCUUUUUUGACAGUGUCAUGAAAGGGAAGGAGCAUAGUCAUUUUCACAUAAAGCCAGGGUGAAUAGCUUUUUUACAACUAUGGUGUCAGGAAUAUAUGUUUGUAUUCCUGACACUAUAGUGUUCCUUUAAUCAAAUUAAAGGAACAUUCUGGUCACCAUAACAACUUCAACUAAAUGAAAAUGCUAUGAUGCAAGGAGGCCCCUGGGCGCUCUCUUUCCUUUAAGGGGUGAUACCACUCUCAAAUGGUUUACCCCCAAAGGCUUCCUCCAGCUCCAGAUCUCCAGGUCGUUCAGUGGUAUUCAACUUCUUAAACCGAGUGUCACGAAGUGCAGAUUGACAUCAGGCACGGGUGCCGCUGAUUGGCUAAAGUGGUCAGCUGAAGCUCUAAGCCAAUCGCUAGUUCCCGAUUCAUAAAAAUGUUUUACGUUUUCAUGAAUGGGGAGCUACUGAUUGGCUUACAGUGCCAGCUGACCCUCUAGCCAAUCAGCGGAACCCCUACCCAGCGGCCCUCUGUUUCCUGACACUCAGUAAAUUAAAGUGAACACAUUAACACUGAUUUUUUUUAAUUUUUUUUUAUUUUAUUUUUUACCUUGGGAGAUGAGAAGGUCCAAACUUUCACUGCCAGGCCCAGGUACCAAAGCCUUAUGAUGUGGUGUCCAGAAUGAAGUUCUCCAAUCUCUUUUUCUCCUUCAUUUGACACAGUCUUCUUUUUCUUCUGAGGCUCCUUCUGCAGAGGUGGCUCUAGACUUUAUGAGGCCUUAGGCGAAACUCAAACAUGAGGCCCCACUAACAAGUGAAAAAAAAUAGAGUUGCAAUGCAUGCACACUGUCACAUACACAUUGAUGCACCGUUUACCUGUGUAUGUGCCUGAGAGUGUCUGACAGAGAGUAUCCGUGUGUGUGAGAAUGUAUAUCUCUGUGAGCAUGUUUGUGUUUUUGUCUGGUAUCCUAUGUGGAUGGGGUAGCUGCUUAAAGAGGGGGGUGAUGGUGAGAGGGAGAGGCGGGUGAUGGUGGGGGGGUGAUGGUGAGGGGUGUAAUGCUGAGGGAGGGGUGAUGGUGGCGGAGGGGGUAAUGCUGCUGAGGGAGGGGUGAUGGGGGUAGUGCUGUGGGUUGUGAGGGGGUGAUGCUGAGGGAGUGAUGGUGGGGGGGUAAUGUUGAGGGUGGUGAUGCUGAGGGGUAAUGCUAAGGGUGGUCAGGGGGAGAUAGUGAGGGGAUGAUGGUGAGGGAGGUAAUGCUGGGGGUGAUGCUGAGGGAGGGGGGUAAUGCUGAGGGUGUGAAAGGGGGUGAUAGUGAGGGGGGUGAUGGUGAGGGGGAAUGCUGAGGGGUGGUGAUGCUGAGAGGGGGUAAUAGUAAGGGAGGUGAUGGUGAGAGGGGAAUAGUGCCCCCCAUCCCUCACCUGAUCUGUAGGCUGCCUCUGUGCUGCUCCCCUGCGGUUUCAGUCAUGAGCAAGAAGCAGGGAUAAGCUGUAGCUUCCUGCCUUUUAACAUUCACAGUGCCUACUGGCCGCCGCCGGUAUUGCAGUGUAUUCUCACACAAACCAAAAAUUGCAGCACAAGCUGAAAAAUCCGGGGGGGGGAGGAGCAAGUGCCCCCUCUUUCCCCCCCCCGCCCAUGGAUAUAGAGGUAUUGUGCAAUUAUUGGUGCAUUAUAAUUUGCCUUUCAUUCAUAAAAAAUAUAGUGACACUUUGUGAUACAAAACACUUAAAGGACCACUCUAGGCACCCAGACCACUUCAGCUUAAUGAAGUGGUCUGGGUGCCAGGUCCAGCUAGGAUUGACCCAUUUUUUUUUAAUAAACAUAGCAGUUUCAGAGAAACUGCUAUGUUUAAUGAUUAUGGGUUAAUCCUUCCUCCAAUUCCUCUAGCGGCUGUCUCAUUGUAAAUGCUUUCCUAUGUGACCGGCUGAAUGCGUGCGCAGCUCUUGCCGCGUGUGCGCAUUCAGCCGAAUGGGAGGAUCGGUGGAGGAGAGCUCCCCGCCCAGCGCUGGAAAAAGGUAAGUUUUUACCCCUUUCCUCUCCCUAGAGCCGGGCGGGAGGGGGACCCUGAGGGUGGGGGCCCCCUCACGGCACUAUAGUGGCAGGAAAACGAGUAUGUUUUCCUGGCACUAUAGUGGUCCUUUUAGUAAUGAAAUUGUAGCUUAAAAAAAAAAAAAUUAUAUAGAAUCUGUACACAAGAAGUAAUAUUAUAUUCCUGUGCUACAAACCUAAACACCAAAACUAUAGGCAGGCAGUGUGAAAUGCAUCAUAUAUCCCAGAAUGCUAUGCACAUAGCUCAUGCAAUAACUUAAUUAGACUGAGCCUACUGUCUAUGGGUGUUCAUAUAUUUUACUACACAAUCCGAAGAAAAUUUAGGUAAGUAUAUAAUUGUCUGUUUGCAGUUCAUUUUGCUAGCAUAAUGUACAAAUUAAAUUAAUUUACUCAUCAUCUUGUCAUCUAUUGACUUACCGGGCACACAUUUUGUGUCAUGUCCUCCGAAAGAGAGACUCUCUGAAACCUCUGAAGAACACACAUAGUUCUGUCUCAUAGUUCAAAAAAUAUCUGAGACUGACAUGCUUUUCAAAGUCAAAUGACCUCCUGUCUAUCUGCCUGUUUUAGGAAGAUGAGAAAUUUCUGACAGAGUUAUUUGCACACCUCACUGAUGAAGCCACAGAUGAUGAGAAGAGACAAGAGUUGGUAUGUAUGAAGUCUAAUUCAAUGCUCCAGUCCUUCUCUGCGAGGAAUUGCAAAAAUGCUGCAGACUGUUUCCUAGGUUGUCACUUUUAGUUUUCCUCCAUGUUUACCCAUCCCCAUUGAGAUGAAGAGGGCAUAGUUUUCUGACAAAUUGCAUCACCCUAACAUCCAGACAGACUCGGAGAUGGUUCUCUUGCAGAAAUUCCAACAAAAUUGUCUGAUACUGAACUUCUAGCUGGGUUAGUAAGUUCAGGCACCAAUGUGCCAAUGCCAUACUUGUUCGAGUGCCAUGUAAACAGGUGCCCUGCUUUUCGUUCACAGCCCAAAUCACUUCUAAAAGUGGUUUGUCCAGUGCAAAUUAAUUUCAGUGGGUGUCAUUAAUGUUGCUUAUGUUCUUACAGUGCAUUUCUUACAUGUUUGUAAUUAUUAAAGUGAUGCAUUUAAUACUUAAUUUGGUUUAACUGCUUUUUCUACAUUUCAGGUCAAUUUUCUGAAGGAGUUUUGUGCAUUCUCUCAAACAUUGCAACCUCAGAAUAGAGACACAUUCUUCAAGACCCUGUCUAACAUGGGCAUUUUGCCAGCCUUGGAAGUAAUUCUGGUAAGUAUGAUCCCUACAUGACAUUUUUCCAUUCAAGUGCAUGGAAAAUGCAGUGUCAAAUUGCUGGGAAAUGUUCUUGUGGUAUCUUUUCAAGCUAUGUUCUCACAUGAGAAGGUGAUUCACAAAAAGGAACUAUAUUUACCUGUUCGUCCUUAAAUUUUCUUUUUCAUUCCUUUCCUUUCCUUCCAUCAUUCCUUUUCCUUCUUUCUUCCUCACCCACCCUUCCUUCCUCGCCUGUCCUUCCUUCCUUGUCCUGUAUGUGUUUUUAUUAAUUAAUACCGGUUUUAGCAUGGGUUUGAAUGAUCAGGGAAAAACCAUUUACAUGUGCAAGACUGAAAAUGUCUAUUCCAAAGACAUAGAACUAGUUUACUUUAGGCCAUGUUUAAUUUUAAUAUUUAAUAAUUUUUAUAUUUUUAAUACCAGUUUAAAAGUGGACCCCUUGCUGAUUGUUUAUUGCACACACUAUGUAUGCUGUGGGCCUAGUAGAUGGGUAAAAAUAAAUUUGCAUUAGCACCUUACUUUUGUGUUAAAGUGGCACUGUCAUGCCAAACUUGCCUUUUUCCUAUUGUUUCCUCUUCUCUUUUUCUCUGAGAAUCUACUCUUCUUUUCUUUAUUUCUGAUCUAGUAUUAUUUAAACUAUAAGACAAAGUAGGGACUACUUUGUCUUAUGUCUUUACCUACACUUUAUUUGACCAAAGGAGGAGCUUAAGUCAACUCCUUUUCCUGUGUCAAGGAUAAGUACUUUCUCUGACACAGAAAAUGGAGUUGACUUAAGCUCCUCCUUUGGACAAAUAAAGUCAAGCAUAGGAAAUAUAGAUAAGACAAAGUAGUCCCUACUUUAAAGAAAACUAGAUCAGGAAUAAAGAAAAGAACAGAUUCUGAGAGAGGAAGUGGAAACGAUAGAAGAAAGGUAAGUUCGGCGUGACAGUGCCGCUUUAAGAUCUUGGCUUAUAAGCAUUUGUUGUAAACCUUCUCCAAAGUGUAGUUAAAUGAGAGCUGUCAUUCAACACCUUCUUUUUUUUUUAUUUAUUUUUUUAUGAUAUUAAUCUUUCAUCAAGUUUUGAGAGAAAUUAGAUAUAUAUAAAUGAAGUAAAUGAAAAACAAAUGGUAAAAAAAUCUUUACCUUUAGUAUAUGACAUAAGACCAUCUCUGUGGAACGUCUCUGUGGUCUUCCUUUCUUCACUCCCUGCACAGAAGCAGAGAUUAAAUAUAAACUAAAGGUAGGAAUUGGGAUUUAUUUUUACAUAUAUUUUUAAAAACAAAUCUAUUUAACAUGGUUUUGAGGCAACAGUUGUCCUUUAAAAGCCGGAUCUUUUUUUAAAGCACUGCAAUUAAAGCUUUACAGCACUUUUCUUCGUUUCAGGGAAUGGAUGACGCACAGGUCCGAAGUGCAGCCACUGAUAUUUUCUCCUACUUGGUUGAAUAUAAUCCAUCCAUGGUCCGGGAGUUUGUUAUGCAGGAGGCCCAGCAAAAUGACGAUGUAAGUAGCUCCUCUCAUCACAUCAAAACAUCCUUUUAUUCAGUAUAAUAUUAAAGGGACACUUUAAGAAAUGUUAAUACAGCUAAUGGUAGUGUUUAUGGCGUCAUUGGUCUUUUGAGUUCCAUCCCAAACGUAAAACUUCCACUUAUUUCAGAGCAGCUGCAGGGAGGCUGGGCUUUGAAUGGUUGAGAAAGUCUCUGUUUAUGUAAAACAGCUCAUAAACUAGGUUUGACAAAAAAAGGGGGUGGUGUGGGGGAGAGGGGAGGUUGGGAAGUUAGCACCUCUAUUUACAUAGCAUUAUCAUUACUAUGAUCUGUAGUGUUUAUGGUAUUUGUGUUUCAAUAAUGUCUUCCAUACUAGGCAAGGGUUAUGUUUUUCACGGCACUUUUCAAGAGCCUGCUAUACCAAAUGUUAUGGUAAAUAACAAUUUAAUCUGUGACAUGCAACGGAAGUCUUACAGUAAAAUGAUGAUACCUUGUGAUGUUGAUCUGUCGAUAUAUUUUAUAAUUGGUGAUAUUCUUUUACAGUUUUAUGUUUCAGGUAAAGUAUAUAUUAACUUUUAACUCUCUUUAGCUAACUUUAUACAUUUUUAAAAAUCUUUUACAGGAUAUUUUGCUGAUCAAUCUCAUCAUAGAACAUAUGAUUUGUGAUGCCGAUCCUGAGCUUGGAGGUGCUGUACAGCUCACAGGACUUCUUCGCACUUUAGUCGAUCCUGAGAACAUGCUGGCAACAACCAGUGUAAGGAAGAAAACCAACAGCUACUUGCCAUCUCUGUCGCCACUGCUUUGGGUUUCUGUUUGCCCUCUGUCGCUUCUGCUUGGGUUCUUUGUCACAGUUUGCCGCUUCUUGUAGUCUCUGCCACUGUUCUCUCUCUCUGCCACCUCUUGAACUUUCUCUAUCACUUUGGAAUGGCUUUGUCCCACUUUAUCCUGUCUUUGUUUCUGUAGUGAAUGUCGCCAGCUUCCUGCAUGUUAUUUUGCUUCCGGUUUGUCUCUUUCUAUACAUUGUAUCGACCUGUAAAGUUAGUUUCUUACACUAUAAUGUAGCUUUCUGUAAUGUUUCCUCUGUUUUACACAUCUAGAUUGUGCCAUGACUCAAUCCAUUGUAACUAUUCUCACUGUAUUUCUUCCUUCUGUAACAAUCUACAUAGACACUAUACUUAGUCCCGUUUCGCACUGUAUGUUUGCAGUGAUGACAAGAUCAGUGUCGCUGUUGCCAGGCUGUCUCCUGCAACCCAACAUCAAUGAAAUUAUUUUAUUUUCAUAGAAAACAGAGAAGACAGAAUUUUUGGGAUUCUUCUACAAACACUGCAUGCAUGUUCUCACCGCUCCAUUACUGGCCAAUACCACGGAGGACAAGCCUAGCAAAGGUUAGGCAGUAUAUUUUGAUACUGUAUUGUAUUGGGGAAAGGGGUGUCUCUCCACAUCUGCAUUUUAAUAGGAGUGUAGUUUUAUUUCACUGCGUCACAUAUAGAGGAUAGCAUAUGGAUACCAUGAAAGUAGCUGUUAUUGUGCUGAUGUACACUAAUAGUAUGCAUAUGCUUCCCUCUGUAUGUUCCAAUCCACCAACAGCACACAUGGUGCUUUUAUUGAUAAAAAUUUGUGCAAAGUUACUGAUUCCGGAGAUUGGCUGUAGGUAGUUCUAGAUUAAACAGUCUCUGGUUACUUUGACUAUCUGUCAUGUAUUUUUUAUUUUAUUUUGUUUUUUGUUCUUUUUGUUAGAUGAUUUCCAGACUGCCCAGCUUCUCGCGCUUAUCCUUGAACUGCUGACGUUUUGUGUAGAGCAUCACACUUACCACAUAAAGAACUACAUCAUCAACAAGGACAUUCUGCGCAGAGUGCUUGUGCUUAUGUCUUCCAUGCACUCGUUCCUGGCUUUAUGUGAGUUUCCGAACUUAAUUUGCCAUUCUAAAGAUAAUAAAGAAUUGUGAAUAGGUACUGAAUUUAAUAAUGCAUUGAUGUCUAAAGCCAUUACUAACAGAAAUUAAAAACAGUGUUUUUUAACUGGUGUUUAACCCCUUAAGGACCAAACUUCUGGAAUAAAAGGGAAUCGUGACAUGUCACACAUGUCAUGUGUCCUUAAGGGGUUAAACUUCUCAGGAUGCACAGAAUAACAGUAGAAAUUGAUAAUGUAGGCCAACAAUUUGCGUUACAGUUGUCAUUUCUUAACGGUUUUCCAGACCAAUGAAUAAACCUCAAAAUUGGAGGACUUUUGAUAAAAAGGAAAUACUAAGAUUAUUUAAAAAAAGAGUGCCUGCUCACCUAGUGAUCUGUGCUGGGCAUCUGGCAAAGCACAGUGUCAGUCACUUUUGUGACUGACUAAUGUAAACCCCAGGGGUCACCCCAAUCUGAAGGAGUAUUUUUAUUUAUUUUUUUGUCCCCCAGAGUGGGGUGCAGGCAGAUAAUCACAAAAAAAUCCCUUCUUGACUCCAUAAUGCAAUCAGAUUUUGUUCAUUGGAUCAGCAACAUGUUCACAUAUCUAUCAUACAUACAGUGGCAGUAAAAGCAUGUAGACACUCUCUAUAUUUUCCUUUUAAAGGACGUAUCAGGGUACUAAUGAGUUUAAGGUUUGUUGCCAGUAGAAGUAGGGGAACAAGUUGUGGACCAAGGGUUUUAAGUUCUCCUAGGUGCUUUGGAGUGUUAGCAGUUAUGCUUGAAACAGAAUGAAACUUCUUACAUUUGUGCACUGGUGCCAGUAUUUUAGUGGGGGUGGGGGGGCCUUAAAAAAAAAAAAAAAAAUUGCAAACCAUAAGGUUUCAAAAUACAAUCUGUAUCUAAUUCUAUCCUAGUGCAGAGCACAAUGCGAUUAUCAUGUAUUUAUUUUUAAAAUUUGCAGGUGCACUGCGAUUUAUGAGGAAGAUUGUUGGUCUGAAGGAUGAAUUCUAUAACAGAUACAUUGUGAAAAGUUUUUUGUUUGAGCCCGUUGUAAAGGCAUUUCUUAAUAAUGGUUCCAGAUAUAAUCUAAUGAACUCUGCCAUCAUUGAAAUCUUUGAAUAUGUUCGAGUGGUAAGUGUUUAUUGGAGUAUUACAUUGCUUUCCUUUGUUAAGGGUCAUCCUUUGGUGAUGAACAUCACUGUGGCUCAAGAGGUGUUAAAUAUAUGUAUAGCGUAUGCCAGUAUGUAUUAUUUGCAUUAUUUUGGUUUUCUAGAGAGAUGGUCAGGUCAUUGUUCUUGGCACUAGGGUUUAUUAUUACAAUUAGUGGGGUUUUUUUUUUGUUUUGUUUUUUUCUUGAGCACUUGAUUGAAAAUGUUAUAAAGUACAAAAUGAAUGACAAACUGAAAAUAUAAUCACAACAUUUUGUCAAUAAAGGUACAUGUAAUAAUGAAUAACAAAUUGUAUCUGAGAGCAAUUAUUAAUAACGGCAAAUAAAAAGGGGAUAUCCCAUUCACUACAAUUGCAACAUACAUAUUUUGUUUACGCAGGAAGAGUCCUAGCUAAAGUGAAUUGCUUUUUAGGAAAUUAAAAGGGGCAUUAUAAGCAUCAAAACAACUCAACAACUAAUGGAGUGAUUUUGGUUAAGCCAUCAUAUCCCCAACUGUCUCACUGCUCAAUUCCCUGACAUUUAGGAGUUGAAUCACUUUGUUUAUGCAAUCAUAGUCACACUUCUCCUGCAUGUUGUGGGCGUAUCACGAUAGACAAUGUUAACAUCUCUAGGUGCAUUGCAAGUAUUAACCUAAAAGUUGUGCCAAAUAUCAUAAAUUAUAAUUAGACUAUAUGAGUUAAAUGAAACGGAUUAACCCCUUAAGGACCAAACUUCUGGAAUAAAAGGGAAUCAUGACAUGCCACACAUGUCAUGUGUCCCUAAGGGGUUAAAUACUAUUUAAAGCCAAAAUUAUUAAACCAGGAGAUGCUGCAUAUCAAGGACAGGCAGGAGUUUAAGAAACCUCUCCAUUACAAUCCUUUCGAUUACUCUCAAUUUUUUUUGUGUUGUGUUGGUUUAUUCUCCAUUUGUUUAGUUACUUUGAUGUGUGUCAGGUUGUGAUCUAAUACUCCCUUUAAGAUUCUUGCCUUUACACACCAAUAUUUGUUACAUUGUUACAUCUGCUACUGCUCCACUAAUGCUUGUCUGAUGUAAUCCCGUGUGUUAGCCUUCCAUACGCUAUACUGUAAUAAAUACUUCAAAUAUGUUAAAGGGACACUAUAGUGACAGGAAAACCGCUUGGUUUUCCUGACACUAUAGUAGCCUGAGGGUGCCCCCAACCCCUACAGCUACUCACCCUUUUCCCCCGCUGGGCUCCCUUACCUCUCCUCCCCCGCUGACGUCAGCAUACUUGUCUGACGUUACCGGCGCCGAAUGCGCAUGCGUGGCGCAUUCAAAGUGUCCAUAGGAAAGCAUAUUUCAAUGCUUUUCUAUGGACGCUUUGCGUGAUUGAGGCAUAAUAUGCCUCAGUCAUUGCCGAAGCGCCUCUAGUGGCUGUCCGGAAGAAAGCCACUAGAGGCUGACUUAACUCCAGAUGUAAACAUAGCAGUUUCCCAGAAACUGCUAUGUUUACAUCAGGCAGGGUUAACCCUAGAGGGACCUGACACACACACCACUUCAUUGAGCUGAAGUGGUCUGGGUGACUAUAGUGUCCCUUUAAACAGUUUCUCCUAGUUCUAUGACUAACUUGGUAAGUACAAAUCAACCCCUAGACAGAAAGUCUGUGACAACCCCUAGACAACUGGUAUGCCAAGUAUGACCUACAGUCAUUUACUGUAAAGAUAGGUUGACUAUUUUAACUUCCUUUUUUGCACAGUCUUUUUAAUUUAGAAUUAAGCCAACCAGUGCCGCCUGUGCGUUAAUAAAAUUUAUUUAACAGAGCAAGAAAUAAAAACUUCCAUAGUGCUGUCACUUCUUUCUUGAAAAUGAAACCAUUUUUAUCAUGCAGGCUGGUCAGAAACAAAAAUGGUUUAGCUCCUAAAUGUCAGAGAAUUAAGCAGUAAGACUGUAGAGGCAUUAUCUAUACACAAAAACUGCUUCAUUAAGCUAAAGUUGUUUUGGUGCUUAUCGUAUUCCUUUAAAAUAUAUCUUCUUUUGGCAGUUGUAUGAUAUGAUGGCAUUUCCAUACUUAUGCAGUCAAUGGGUAGAGGGAAAGUUUAGGUUAGAAACUGUGCUCGGUAUCUGAAGCUGUGUAACCACUUUUACAUUUAAUUCUUUUCCUCGUUAUUUAACAGGAAGACAUAAAGUCAUUAACAGCCCACAUAAUUGAGAAUUACUGGAAGGCAUUAGAAGACAUUGAAUAUGUGCAGACAUUUAAAGGGCUCAAACUGCGAUACGAUCAGCAGCGUGAGAGACAAGACAACCCUAAGUUGGACAGGUAAAACUGCUGGAUAGUAACUGCACAGAAUUGUGGCUUGUUACAAAGAUUAUCCCCACCCCCACAGCAGUAAAAGAGGUUAUGUCACAUAUAAUGGUUCAUACCAGGACAGAUAGUAUUGACUUGUUUAAUGCAAUAAGCACAGGAGUAUUAACUAAAGCGAUUUUUAUCAUUCCAUUUUGGCAGAAGGGUUGGUGGGGAAUUCUACAUCGAUUACCUAUAGUCAAGAAACUUCACCUGCUGUAUUAAACUGUAAAUUAGUUCAGACACUUAAACCUUCAAACACAUAUUUUUUUCCUAAAUUGUACAAUUUGGUUCUCAAGUCAUUUAACACUUUGGGUAUAAUAGCUCUACCAUAUGAAACUGGGCAUCCUCCAGCCUGUCUGACAAAACAAAAGUAAUACCAGAGAAACAGCAAAAAUAAAUUGUAUGAAGAAAAGUAAUAUAAAUUAUUUGUUGUACUUUUGCACAUCCAUUUUGAAGAGAUUAACCUCCCACCUCCCUUUUGUCAUUUUUUUUUUUUUUUUGGUUAUCAAACUUGCUAGCAGAAAUUGAGUGCCUUUUCAGUAUUUUACCUCUGCCGGUUACAGUUCCAACAGUCUCUGAACAGCAGUAGUAACUUAAAUGAUUUAAAAAACUGUUCUUAGUUCCAUGUUCUAACUGUAUAUUUUUAUUUUUUGUCAAUGGUUUCUCUGCAGCAUGCGAUCCAUACUAAGAAAUCACCGGUAUCGACGAGAUGCCCGCUCUAUAGAGGAUGAAGAGGAAAUGUGGUUUAACACAGACGAGGAUGAUUUAGAGGAUGGAGAGCCUGUUGUACUUCCUUCUGACAAAAUAAAGAAUAGCGAAGAUCUCAUGGAUCCAAUAAGCAAAUUCAUGGAAAGAAAAAAAUGUGAGUUUAUAGCAUGA